UUUUUUUCCCCUGACCCAUCUUUGGCUUCUGUGAAGAAAGGAGAGAAAACCCCUGUUAGAUUAAACCUGAUUUUAGACUUUGAAAUUGUUAAAAUUCAAACAACACAUAAAACAAAAAGAAAGAGUCUAAGAAGCCCGAGACAAAUGAUUAAAGUAGCAAAUACGUAAUAGUAUAACCCCAUUACCCUUUGCAACACCUUUUCAAGCACUUAAUUCAAUAUUCUAUGUUCAAAUUCCUGCAGAUCCAACCUAUACAUUUGAUUCCCACAUCUUCCCAGCUUGUUCAUCAGAGAGAGAGAGAGAGAGAGAUGUCUGGGGAUGCAAAAAGGAGGGUCUUCCUUGGCUUCUCUACUCCAAUGAAAUAAACCACGAGGUAAAGUGAAUGAGCUAGAACUCGUGUUCUUUUACCUUUUGGAUAAUAAGUUUAUUUUCUUAUAAUCCAUGACACUCUUGCUUCUGUUCUAAUAACGACAGAUCAAUAAAACCAUAACCUCCUCCUUUUCCAAUAGAUUUGUGCCUUCGCUUUCGAUUUUAUGCUGUUUUUGCACCCUGGUUCUGAUCCAGUCCUGAGCAGAUAUAAAGGGUGUCUGGUAUCUUUUUGACUUAGGGGAGGCCCACAAAUGGAAGAAGGUGAUAUAUUCAAUCACAUGUAAGACUUCCUCCCGUUCAGAAAGUCUCAGUACUGUUACAUUCAUUCAUCUCCUGAAAGUCUUUUCAGUCACAGCCACGCACUCGAUUUCCUUUGUCAUUUUCCCUUUCAUUAGAGCAAAGUAUCCCAUGAGAAAGUUCAGUCUUUCUAUCCCCAUUAGAAAUGGAUGUUGUGAAUUUUGACAGCUAUUGAUCUGAAAAAAAUGAGUUCUUUACAUACAUUCUCGUAGCACCUAAAUCUCUUCUUGAUUUUCUUGAAAAAUACUCAUCUUUGUGAAAAUGGAAGAAGCAGCACCAAUCCCUUUUGAUACCAAGCCCCUCCUCACCAUCAAGACAGCUAGUUCCUGCCAAAAACCCAGCAAGGAAAAUCAAACAAACAUGGUUUCUGCAAAUUCAGGUUCACAAUCCCCAUAUUUAACAACAAAUUCGUCCCAAUACAACUCUCCUUCUCUCAUAUCUCCUCCAUCAUCAGCAUUUGUUUCAGCUCUACAAUCACCUUACAUAUCUCCUAGAGCCACCAAUAUAGUCCCAAACCCAUGUCAAGAAACCCCACAAGCCCCAACUCCUCCACUCACCCACCCUCCUUCACCUCCAGCAUCCUACUGCGGCUCCCUAUCCGACGACAUCCCGAGCUCUUCCUACACUCCCCCGCCCGAGCUAUACGAUUUUUCAGAUGAUCCAACCAGUCAGAAGCUCAAAAUAGUAACCUGUGUCCCAAUCCCAGGCCCUGAUACCGCCCCUCGUAUCUCCUUUUCGUUUCCUGUCCCCCGGAUUUCCUUUGCAAAAAGCACUGUUUCCCCUGCUUCCAAUACCAAACUCAGGAGCUGUGAUGUGUACAUAGGGUUCCAUGGCCAAAACCCCAAUUUGGUCCGCUUCUGUAAGUGGCUCAAAUCAGAGCUAGAACUCCAAGGAAUCGCUUGCUUUGUUGCGGAUAGAGCGAAGUAUUCAGAGACUCAAAGCCACGAAAUCGCUGACCGCGUUAUUUGCUCAGUGACAUUUGGUGUUGUGGUUGUCACUAGUUACAGCCUUCUGAACCGUCUGAGUUUGGAGGAGGUCAGAUUCUUUGCCCAAAAGAAGAACUUAAUCCCUCUGCUUUUCGACACAGACCUUAGUGAGAUCACGGGUCUAAACAGGAAUUCGGAUGAUAAAGAAUGCAAGGAAGCAGUUGACGGACUAAUGAAGUGUCAUGAAUUUAAGCUUGAAGCAAAUGAGGGUAACUGGAGAAGCUGUGUAUCGAAAGCUGCCGGAAUCUUAACAUCAAAGCUUGGGAGGAGGAGUGUUGCUGACAAGGAGGUUGAAGGAUUUGAGGAGUUGCCAUUUUCCAGAAACAGACAUUUUGUGGGGAGGGAGAAAGAGAUGAUGGAGAUAGAAACCGCAUUCUUUGGGUGUGGGGACUAUUUAGACCAAGAAUGUUGUGUGCCAAUCAAUAAAGGAGGAACACCGGGGCAAUCAGAUGGGUUAGCAGACGAGGAUCGCGAAGUGGAUGCAACUAGAGGGGGAAGAUUUAUAAAUUUGGAGAUGGGCAAGUGUAAAGAACCAAAGUUAGAGGCUUGGGUCGAACCAGUGAUAGCAAGAAGUUCAACAAAGAGGACUAAGGUCAAGAAGUCGAAAAGUGGGAAAUACAAGAGCUUUGGCAGCAGUGUUGUGUGCAUAAGUGGAGGCGCGGGUGUUGGGAAGACGGAGCUUGCAUUGGAGUUUGCUUCCAAGAAUGCUCAGAGGUAUAAGAUGGUUUUGUGGGUGGGAGGCGAAGCUAGGUUCUUCAGGCAGAAUAUAUUAAACCUUUCGAUGAAUUUAGGGUUGGAUGUAAGUGCUGAUGCGGAGAAGGAAAGAGGGAGAAUCCGAAGCUUUGAAGAGCAGGAAGCAGAGGCAUUCAAGAGAGUUAAAAGGGAGCUGUUUCGCGACAUGCCUUAUUUACUGAUAAUCGAUAAUCUGGAGACCGAGAAGGAAUGGUGGGAAGGGAAAGAUCUGCAUGAUCUAAUACCAAGAAACACCGGAGGGUCUCAUGUGAUUGUUACAACUAGGCUACCAAGAGUGAUGAACUUUGAUCCGAUUAUGCUCCAGCCGUUGCCCUCACCAGAUGCAAUGGUUUUGAUUAAAGGAAGAAGGAAGAGAGAUUACCCAGCUGAGGAGGUAGAGUUUCUUGCAAAACUUGAUAAGGAAUUGGGAAGGUCAAGUUUUGGGCUGUGGGUGGUUGGUUCAAUACUUUCUGAACUUGCAAUUUCACCAUCCGUUCUCUUCGAGGCUGUAAACCAACUGCCAAUAGAGGAAAGUUCAACUAGCUCUAAUUUGAGCAGUGCUGAUGAACAAUUCUGUCGAUCCAAUCGUUUUCUAAUGAAACUCCUGGCUUUUUGCGACGCCAUUUUGCAGCAAACUGAUGGGAGAAGGAACAAUAUACAAGCCUCAAGAAUGCUCCUCGUGGGGGCUUGGUUUGCACCAGCACCCAUUUCAGCCAGUUUACUAGCAGCAGCAGCUAAGGGUAUACCCGCAACAAGAAACCGAUUCAGCAAGUGGACCAAAUGCCUCAGUCUUGCAUGUUUUUGCUGCUCCGGUUGUUCCUUGGCAAACCAAACACUGAAGAGUGAAGAAGAAUCAGCCCUUCUCUUAGUUAAACUCGGUUUAGCGCGAAGAGCCAACAGGCAGCAGCAACCGGGGUGCUGGAUCCAGUUCCACCCCAUAACUCAAAUAUUUGCUAGAAGAAAAGAUGGUAGUUUACUCGCUACCAAGGCAACGGUUCAAGGCGUAAGGAAAACAGGAAACCCAUGGGUGAAUUCAGACCACCUUUGGGCUUCUGCGUUUCUCGUCUUUGGAUUCAAAUCUGAGCCUCCACUGGUCCAACUCAAGGCCAUUGACAUGGUUCUCUUUAUAAAGAAAACCGCUCUCCCUCUAGCAAUCAGGGCCUUCACGACCUUUUCAAGGUGCAACUCCGCUUUGGAGCUACUAAAGGUAUGCACGAAUGUGCUGGAGGAAGUGGAGAAGUCGUUUGUUUCACAGAUACAGGAUUGGUGCCACGGGUCGCUUUGCUGGAAGAAGAGGCUACAAUCGAACCAGAGGGUGGACGAGUAUGUAUGGCAAGACGUGACCUUGUUGAAAGCCACGUUGCUGGAGACCAGAGCCAAGUUGUUGCUCCGAGGAGGGCAUUUCGACAGCGGGGAAGAGCUGUGCAGGACUUGUAUUAGUAUCAGGACAGUGAUGCUGGGACAUAACCAUGCUCAAACUUUGGCUGCUCAAGAAACAUUAGCAAAGUUAGUCAGGUUGAGAAGUAAGGUAUGAUGAACGAUGAUAAUCUCUUUUGACAACAGCUAGUUCUGUAUCUGAGUAGCUCAAUUUUGUUCAGUCUGUAACCAUUCUAGGCUGUUCCACUAGUUCCAGUUAAAUGAGAAAAAAAAUUCCGCUA
Molecule: messenger RNA, 4042 nt
Organism: Rhododendron vialii
Lineage: Eukaryota; Viridiplantae; Streptophyta; Magnoliopsida; Ericales; Ericaceae
Exons: 1
Coding region: 928-3918 (996 amino acids)
Biological process (GO): recombinational repair
Molecular function (GO): ATP hydrolysis activity; ADP binding
Source: RefSeq, a predicted model, not a curated record